Messenger RNA from Rhipicephalus sanguineus (brown dog tick), 499 nucleotides. RefSeq names its product DNA-directed RNA polymerase II subunit RPB11-a. The record is from RefSeq and is a predicted model, not a curated record. The transcript has a single exon. Gene Ontology annotation, cellular component: RNA polymerase II, core complex. Gene Ontology annotation, molecular function: DNA binding; protein dimerization activity. Bases 95 to 448 code for a protein of 117 amino acids. Gene Ontology annotation, biological process: transcription by RNA polymerase II. NCBI's taxonomy places the organism in Eukaryota, Metazoa, Arthropoda, Arachnida, Ixodida, Ixodidae.
GCGAUCACUUUCGUCAAAGCCAGUGAAGCCAUAGCGGCAUCAUCGCCAUUCGUCGCGUCUCCUCUGAUCCGCGCGCUACGUCAACGUCGCCGACAUGAACGCACCUCCGGCAUUCGAGUCGUUCCUUCUAUUCGACGGUGAGAAGAAGGUGACCAUCGAGAAGGACACGAAGGUGCCCAACGCGGCCAUCUUCACGGUCAACAAGGAAGACCACACGCUUGCCAACAUGAUCCGCGCUCAGUUGCUCAAGGAUCCGUGCGUCCUCUUCGCCGGCUACAAGGUGCCCCAUCCUCUGGAACACAAGUUCAUCCUGCGCGUUCAGACCACGCCGGACAACACUCCGCAGGAGGCCUUCACCAACGCCAUCACCGACCUCAUCAGUGAGCUGUCGUUGCUCGAGGAGCGCUUCAAGGAAGCCGUGCGAGAGAAACACGACGGCCUGGAGUGAAUUAGGACUCGCCCUCGUCUGUGACCGUGGGAGACUCUGAAAUCUAUCAAG